Magnolia sinica is the source of this 1324-nucleotide messenger RNA. Its product is annotated as transcription termination factor MTEF1, chloroplastic. NCBI's taxonomy places the organism in Eukaryota, Viridiplantae, Streptophyta, Magnoliopsida, Magnoliales, Magnoliaceae. The coding region runs from base 276 to 1184 and encodes 302 amino acids. The record is from RefSeq and is a predicted model, not a curated record. Gene Ontology annotation, biological process: regulation of DNA-templated transcription. The transcript is spliced from 2 exons. Gene Ontology annotation, molecular function: double-stranded DNA binding.
AAGCUCUAACACUUCAUCUCUGCAAGCAGCAGGGAUAAGAGAGAGAGAGAGAGAGAGAGAGAGAGAGAGAGAUUCUCCCAAACCCUGCUAUCAUCAUCACCGUCCGUCCCCAAAUCCUUCAAAUUCUUCGGGAAAUUCUCCCAAUCUUCUCGCUCAUCCUUCUCACGACCUGCCACCAGACCUUCUAGAAGGAGCUUCGUCGGCAAUGCUGUCAAGCUUUCUGAUUAUGUGGAAAAACUACCUCUCUCUCUCUAUCUAACAAUGUAAGAAGAAGCAUGGAAAAAGUAAUGCAUCUGUCAACCAUCUCUACUCCUCUCACCCACCAUCAUCAAAACUCACUUCCCAAACCCUCCCCAACAAUCUCCUUCCCCCAAAAGCCCCCCCAAAACCCCAAAGUCCCUUCCCUGACCCUCCCAAACUCCCCCUUCUUCCAUAAAACCCUCUACCUCGAAUCCAUUGGCCUCGACCCCCUCCCCCUCAUCAAUUCCCACCCUCCCAUUGCCUCCUCCUCUCUCCCCGCCCUCAAAUCUACCGUCCAUUUCCUCCAUUCCUAUGGCUUCUCCCCCUCCCAACUACGCCGCAUCUUCACCAUGUGCCCCGAUGCCCUCACUGCCUCCCCUUCCUCCAUCCUCCCUGUCUUCACCUUCCUCCUCCGUGAGGCCAAGAUCAAUGGCUCUGAUCUUGUCCCCUCUAUCAACCGACGGCCUCGCCUCCUAGUCUCCGAUGUAGCCCGUCGCCUCCGCCCCACCCUCUACUUCCUCCAGACCCUCGGCAUCGCCGACGUCUCCAAGCACACCUCCCUCCUCUCCUGCUCGGUUGAGGACAAGUUCCUCCCCCGCCUUGAGUACCUCCAGAAGAUUGGAUUCUCCUACCGGGACUCUGUCUCCAUGGUCAGGCGGUUCCCCCCGCUCUUCUGCUACAGCAUUGAGUCGAACUUUGAGCCCAAGUUUGAGUACUUUGCCUUUGAGAUGGGGAGGGACUUGAGUGAAUUGAGGGAGUUCCCACAGUACUUCUCAUUCAGCCUUGACCGUCGGAUCAAGCCGAGGCACAGAAUGUGUGCCGACAAGGGUGUUUCCUUUCCACUCCUGGUGAUGCUCAAGGGCAAUGACCAGAAGUUCUGUGAGAGGCUGGAGGUAUGCGUUAGCUCGUCCCCACCGUUGAGACUUUCGCCUCUCUGGUGUUAAAUUCAGAUUGUUUGAUAUAAAAUUGAAUUUUUUGGAAUAUCAAUCUGUAUGUGGAUUCCAUAGUUCAUUGUAGAUCUUCUCUUUUUCUUUUUUAAUUGAUCAUGUAUAUGCUUAUUGUGUAAAUAGCUCUCUUUGCUCUU